UCCUCGCCGCUGCUCCUCUUCCUUUUCUUGCCAACCUUGCAAAGUGAUUACAGUACCAUCCAAGGCGGAGGAGGAGGAGGAGGGAAGAGGGAGGAGGGAGGGAGGAGAAAGAGGCGGAACUGCCCCCUCCUUUCCUUUCCAAGCCUCUCCGCUGAGAUGAAUCUUUCCUCGAGCCAAAGCCGCUUUGCCCCGUGAACUGUGAGUAUCGAAAGGAACGCGGGAGGAAAGCAAGGCUGGGAAGAAGAAGAAGGAGAAGAAGAGCCUCCCAGUGACAGCUCUGGACUCGAUUGCUCUGAUGCACCGCGAAGUUUCUCCUCCAAAGCAGGAUUGUACGCGUUGAUUUGCCUCCGCUUUCCCCCCACCCCGGAUUGCCAAAGGGACGUCUUCUCGGGCGCUUCUUCUCCUGCCUGGCUGGGAGGCUGAGGGCGAGGAGGAGGAUGUGGCGGCUGCGCCGGCUGCCGGCCCUGGUGCGCUGCUGCGCCUGCUGGCUCCUUCUCCUGCUGCCUCCGCCGCUGGGGCUGGUGGUGCCGGCGUCGGCCAAGCAGGUGCUGCGCUACCGCCUGGCCGAGGAGGGCCCCGCCGACAUCCGCAUCGGCAACGUCGCCUCCGACCUGGGCAUCGUCACCGGCUCGGGCGAGGUCACGUUCAGCCUCGAGUCCGGCGCCGACUACCUCAAGAUCGACAACAUGACGGGCGAGCUGAGCACCACCGAGCGCCGCAUCGACCGCGAGAAGCUGCCGCAGUGCCAGAUGAUCUUCGACGAGAACGAGUGCUUCCUCGACUUCGAAGUCUCCGUCAUCGGCCCUUCGCAGAGCUGGGUGGACCUCUUCGAGGGCCGGGUGGUCAUCCUGGACAUCAAUGACAACACGCCGACCUUCCCGUCUCCAGUGCUGACGCUCACCGUGGAGGAGAACCGCCCCGUGGGCACUCUCUACCUCCUUCCCACCGCCACUGACCGCGACUUCGGGCGGAACGGAAUCGAGCGCUAUGAGCUGCUCCAAGAGCCCGGCGGUGGUGAGGGGCGGCGAGGCGCCUCAGAUAAGAGGAGGCCCGAAGUAGAAGGAGGUGGAGGCUCCUCGACGGCCCGGAGCACCGUCUUCGAGCUGCAAGUUGCAGACACCCCCGACGGGGAGAAGCAGCCCCAGCUGAUUGUCAAAGGGCCUUUGGAUCGAGAGCAGCGCGACGCCUAUGAGCUGAGCCUCCGCGUGCGCGACGGUGGAGACCCAGCUCGCUCUUCGCAGGCCCUGCUGAGGGUGCUGAUCACCGACGUGAACGACAACAGCCCCCGCUUCGAGAAGAGCGUCUACGAGGCCGACUUGGCGGAGAACAGCAGCCCUGGGACGCCCAUUUUGCAACUGCGGGCCGCCGACGCUGACGCUGGGGUCAACGGGCAGCUGGAGUACGUCUUUGGGGCGGCCACGGAGUCAGUGCGUCGCCUUCUCCGCCUGGACGAGGCCUCGGGCUGGCUCAGCGUCCUCCACCGCAUCGACCGCGAGGAGGUCAACCAGCUGCGCUUCAGCGUCAUGGCGCGCGACAGGGGCCAGCCCCCCAAGAGCGACAAGGCCACCGUGGUGCUCAACAUCCGCGACGAGAACGACAACGUCCCCGCUAUUGACAUCCGCAAGAUCGGACGCAUCCCUCUGCGGGACGGGGUGGCCACAGUGGGCGAGGACGUGCUGGUGGACACCCCGGUGGCGCUGGUGCAGGUCUCGGACCGCGACCAGGGCGAGAACGGGGUGGUGACCUGCACGGUGGUGGGGGACGUCCCCUUCCAGCUCAAGCCGGCCAGCGAGGGCGAGGGCGAGCCCCAGAACAAGCGCAAGUACUUCCUGCACACCUCAGCGCCCCUGGACUACGAGGCAGCGCGGGACUACAACGUCGUCAUCGUCGCCGUCGACUCUGGCAGCCCCAGCCUCUCCAGCAACAACUCGCUUUUGGUCCGAGUGGCGGACGCGAAUGAUAACCCUCCCGUCUUCGGCCAGGCCCUGUUGGAGCUCUCCUUCCCGGAGAACAACGCGCCGGGAGAGCGUGUGGCGACCAUCCUGGCCACCGACGCCGACAGCGGCAAGAACGCGGAGAUCGCCUACUCCCUGGAGCCGCUCCCCGCUUCCUCUUCCUCCUCCGAGGCGGGCCUCUUCACCAUCGACCCGGACUCGGGCGAGGUGCGCGUGCAGGCGGCGCUGGACCGGGAGCAGCGCGACGCCUACGAGUUCCAGGUGACGGCGCGCGACAAAGGGACGCCCUCGCUGCAGGGCUCCACGCGGGUGCUGCUCCGCGUGGCCGACCGCAACGACAACGAGCCGCGCUUCAUGCAGGACGUCUUCACCUUCUACGUCAAGGAGAACCUGCAGCCCAACAGCCCCGUGGGCAUGGUGACCGUCAUGGACGCCGACAAGGGCCGCAACGCCCAGCUCAGCCUCUCCAUCCAGGGCGAGGGCGAGAGCGGGAUCUUCUCCAUCGAGAACGACACGGGCACCAUCUUCUCCGCCGUCUCCUUCGACAGGGAGAUGCAGACGAGCUACACCUUCGCCGUCAAGGCGGUGGACGGCGGCGAGCCGGCCCGCUCCGCGACGGCCACGGUGUCGCUCUUUGUGAUGGACGAGAACGACAACGCGCCGGUGGUGACGGCGCCGGCCAAUGGCUCCUACACGGUGCUGCCGCCCUCCAGCCUCCCGCGCGUGGCGGUGGCCACCGUGCGGGCGCGCGACGCCGACGCCGGGCCCAACGCCGAGCUGAGCUACAGCCUGGUGGGCGGCAACCCUUUCCGCCUCUUUGAGAUCGACGCGGCCAGCGGGGUGGUCUCGCUGGUGGGCCAGUUGGCGCCCAAGCACUACGGGCUCCACCGCUUGGUGGUGCAGGUCAACGACAGCGGGGCGCCGGGCCAAGCCACCACGGCCCUGCUCCACGUCUUCGUCAACGAGAGCUUAGCCAACGCCACGCUGGUGGAGAGCCAGGUGGCGCGCAGCCUCCACACGCCGCUGGGCCAGGACAUCGCCGGCGACCCCAGCUACGAGCUGGGCAAGCAGCGGCUGAGCAUCGCGGUGGGCGUGGUGGCCGGCGUGGUGACCGUGGCGCUGCUCCUGCUGGGCGUGGGCCUGGCCCGCUACUGCCGCGCCAAGGCCCACCAGCGCGGGGGCUACGAGGCCGGCAAGAAGGACCACGAGGACUUCUUCGCCCCCGCCCCGCUCCACCACCACGACAAGGCCAAGAAGCCCAAGAAGGACAAGAAGGGCAAGAAGGCGGCCGGGAAGCAGCCCCUCUACAGCAGCAUCGUCACCGUCGAGGCCUCCAAGCCCAACGGACAGCGCUACGACGGCGUCCACGAAAAGCUGGCCGGGGACAGCCCCGCCCUCAGCCGCUACCGCGCCGUCAACGGCGGGCCCGGGGGCAGUCCCGACCUGGCGCGGCACUACAAGUCCAGCUCGCCCCUGCCCACCGUCCAGCUCCACCCGCAGUCGCCUACCGCCGGGAAGAAGCACCAGGCUGUGCAGGAGCUGCCCCCCGCCAACACCUUCGUCGGCGCCGGGGACAACAUCUCCAUCGGCUCCGACCACUGCUCCGAGUACAGCUGCCAGGCCAGCAGCAAGUACAGCAAGCAGGUGGAUACAAUGCAGACUACGCAGCCCCCUCGCCACAUUGAGGAAUCGUGUAAAAUGAAUCCAUUCCGUAGAGUGACGUUUUCAGUUGUGAGUCAGCCCCAGGACCCACAUCAAGGGUCAUUGCAGAGUUGCUAUGACAGCGGUCUGGAGGAGUCAGAAACACCAAGCAGUAAGAGUUCUUCAGGGCCGAGGCUGGGUGCCCUUCCACUCCCAGAGGACAACUACGAAAGGACUACGCCGGAUGGCAGUGUUGGUGAGGCAGAGCAUAUGGAAAAUGAUGAUUUCUGUGCAGCCCUGGCUCCAGGAUUGGGCUUUUCAGCCUGGGGAAAGACACAUAGCUCCGAUUCAAGACCUUUACCAGAUGUCGCCCUGACUGGGAAGUGUACUCGGGAAUGUGAUGAGUACGGCCAUUCAGAUUCUUGCUGGAUGCCUGUCCGCACCUCACCUGAACGAAAGCCGAAAAGCCAGCCAAAACUCUCCACUUUCAUGCCUGUUGAUGAACGGGGCAGUCAAGAGAAGCUGGCCAAUGGAGAAGCCUCCCUGAUGGGUGACCGCAACAGAAACCUCCUUAACAAAAAGUUGACCUCAUCCUAUGAGACCUUCAGUCCAGCCAGUUUCAGCAAAAGUGAGGAAGCCAAUCCUGAGGAUAUUCCCCUCACACAGACAGGGGAAUACAAGCCAUCUCCCGUCAAUACUUUAACUAGAAGAGAAGUUUACCUUUAGGCUCUGAAGAAAUGACAACAAUGUUCUCUCGUAUAUUAAAGGAGGACAAAAGGCAAAAACCUAUAAAUCAAAACAAUUUAAACUCAAAAACAAAAAAAUAGAAUAAAGGGAAGUCUAUCGGAAAGGGGGCUACCAAAGAGACAAAAGCUUGGCCUGCCACUUCUGCCUCCGUGCCAGGCAUUUACGUAUCCUGUCUGCCUGACUCUACUGUACAAUGUAGAAACCAUUGUUGCUCCUGCAUGCCUAAUUCCCUGCUCACCAAUCUUUAAUUUUCCUAAAUUUCUGGUUGUAAAUUCCUUUCAAGGUAACACAUCUGACAUGGAAAAACAAAACAAAACAAAAGAACCUCAGAAACUGUUGUUACCCCCCUCCCCACUGCUAAAGCAUUGUUUAAGCCACUUCAAUUCUCAUUUGGUGGUCAUCUGGCUUGUUGGGAAUAGCAGGUCAGAGGGAAAAAUAAAAUUCUUAAAUAUGUAUGUGAACAUAUAUAGUCAACUCCCCAAGAAAUCAUCUGAAUAUUGCUGGUUCCCAUCAAAGAUAAGCCUUCAGAAACCAUACAAACAUAAAUAACUAGAGGGACAUUUUUUAAAGAGCACCUCUUUUUUUUUUUUUGGAAGAUCACAACUUAUAUAUUGUCCUGUGGCUGGAAACAACAGAAAACAUAUUCAGCCUGAAAUUAUAUUCCAAAUUAGGACAUGUUCUCUAUAAUCCUGAACUGUGGGUUAAUUUUUCAUCCAUAAAACAACUGCUAUCUUUCUUGUCCUCUUUCUAUCAUUCUUUUCCAUCUCCUCUUUCUCUAUCCGUUCCUUCAUCCCCCUCCCCCCAUCACCAUUUUUUGCAUAACAAAUAGUAUGAUGGUAUAUAUCAUCACAUACUAAGGAUCAAUUGCUAAACUGGUGUCAUUUUUUCCAGACCAACUUUUAGCUUGGAUGACCAUAGUGAUUAAAAGGCCAAAGAACAUACUGCUAUGGAUCAGGGGAAUUACUUAUUAGUCUUGGCUUAUAAAAAAUGACACAGACACACACAAACACAUAAGCAUAUUUUUCCACAUGCAUUUGCACAGCAGUUUAUGCGGCAAGCCCAGACAAUGUAGUUGUUUUCCAAAUGGAUUUUAGUUGAGUGCCCAAUGGAACUGAUAAAAGGCACUUGCUGGUAACAGCAUUAUAACAUCAUAAGCUACAGUUCUAGAUUUUAUUUUUCUUAGAAGGUUUCAAAUUCAUCCCGGAAGCUGUGUUGAUGAGCUCCAAGACAUGUUGAGAGGGGAAUCUGAAAGAACAGUGCGAUGAAGGCAGUGGGAAGAACAUGCUUCAAGUCAAGUAUGACGCCAUCUUUGCUGAAAGUGGAUACCAACCCUUGGGUUACCAGCGUUCCAGGUUAAUCAUUUGCUUUUGGCAAAGGUAUUAUGCAGGUUUUCUUAAAACACAAGUGCAUUUAAGCUGACUCCUGUGCAAUAUAAAACCAAUGUUGAGACUCAAGGUGGCCAGUAGUCUUCACUGUUGUCACCGCCAACAUGCUCUGUGCAAAAUAGUUUUGUUUGUGACAAGUUACAAAGAAUCCAGACCUGAUCAUGACGGUGCAGAUUUCUGAGCUUGUGACAGUUCUCAUAGUUUGCACUAUAUGAUGUGGAUGAGAAAAUGGACCAGAUAUAUUUUGUGCAAUAAAAAGUAACGGAGUGUGUAGAAUCUGGGGUAGUUCUGUAUUGGAAAUGAAAUAGUAAUAAAGAAUGGCUGAGCAUGGACAUUCAAAUGAAACUGACAAUCGUUCAAUGCAGUGGGGACAGCUUGAGAAAGGGUGCAAAGAGAAGCCAGCCCCUCUGGUUGUUUAACUUGGCAUUAAAGCAUGACUAGGUGGUUCUAGUAAAAUGUAGUGACAAGAUAGCUUGGGUAGUUUCUUGCUUUAAAAUUUACGUAGAAUAUAUUGUUAAACAGUCUGAAAAUUAUGGGCUGAUUGACUGGUACAAACUCACCACAGCUUUUGACUUUUGAAUUCUUAAUAGCAAAGUGCCCUUUUUCAUUGUGCAUCUUCCUCCAAUUUCUGUUUCAUUUGGCUUUUAGUUUGUGCGUAGCAGUAAAAAAAUGGAAACAUAUUUGAAGGAGAAAACAGUUACAAAGAGAAAUGAUUUAUCAUGCUAAUGCAUCUUUUUUUAAAAAAAAAUCAGAGAUGCAAAUUAUGAUUUUAUAAGGUGACUGACCUAAUGAGUUACUGUAUUUAUAUAACAUUAAGGUAUCUGUUUGGGGGUAAAAUGUUUCUCAAUAUAUUUACAUAAAAGUUUAUACAUUUCUUGCAGGUUUCAGUGGAGAACACAAUUGCAUAACUCCAGUGGUCAGCAGAGCUUUAUUUAUUUUUAAAUCCUAAUACACUGAAUAUACAGUUGAGAGCCACUAAAUAAGAGAAAUCUAAAAGAAUUAUUUCUCUUUUAAAACCUCUUUUUCUAGAAAGCCAAUACAGGUCAAAGAAGGCCUUCAGGAUUAACUGGAUCAGCCACUACUCCCAAUUUUGUGUACUCUAUAAAGAGAAAUCAUAUACUUGAGUGAUUUAUUUAAUUUACUCAUAGAACUAAGAUGGGCACAAAAGAAUAACAGAAAAUACAGUGUACUUGUAUGUAUUUGAGGUAAUUCUAGUAAAAUCUAGCCAUCAAAACAUAGUCAAUUGCUUCUUAUGACCCAGCAUGAGACACAAAUAUAUUUUUGUGUGUUUUUGUUUGUUUGUUUGUUUUAAAAUUAGUUCAAUCUGGUGACACUCCUUAUAUAGAGUGCUUUUAUAAAAAAACAAUAAAAUGAAAUGAAAAAUUUUAGCGUGAAUGCAAAAUAUGCAACUGUGCCUUUUAUACCUGUUGUUAUGGUAAAAAUGGUGGUUGGGGUUGGACACUGAAAAUUAAUGGGCUAUUCCCACCUUUUUGAACCUGUAUAUUUAACCAUGUUUAUUUUCUGAGAAAUGAAAAAAAUGAUAUAUUUAAAAAUGCCUUCUACCAAACUCAGAUAAUGGACCAGUCUUAAAUAUGAAUCAUAAUUUUUUAAAAAUGAGGGGAGGGACGAAAAAAGACGUGGUUUUGGGCUGGGGCAUUUGCUAACUCAAAAAGUGAGAUCAUAUACAUCUCUGUGGCAAGAUGUUAUAAGUCUGUUUAGCAGAGAAAUUGAUGAUUUAUUGGGUUUUUAAAAAAUGCUAUUAGCAACCAUUUUGUUUUUAUUUCAUACACCAGAGUCCAAUAUUGUUUGUUUGCUUUUUUAAUUUCAGAAGGAACUCUAAGGAGCUCUGCAUGCAUUUUACAUUGGACACAUUUCUAGAUUGCCGCAUUACUUAUGUAACUUUAUAUGAAUUAGAAAAUGUCCGUAUUAACUACUGUCUAAACUCUAAUGCUCAUUCCAACCUCCAGAUAUGCUAAUAUUUAGUCAAUAUAAUUUCUGACUGGCCUGCUGCCUGAGUUUUAGAAAACAAGGUAGAUGUUAUUUUUCUGUGGGGAGAAAACUCAAAUGAGAGAUUGAAGGUGCUUGGCUGAAAGACUACCCUGGGAAGUUGUCCUAUAGGAAAGCAGAAAUGUAGGAAAAUGGAGAGAGCGAGGUAAAAUGAAACUACCAUAAAUACAGCCAUCACUAAAAGACUUCUUUGGCAUUGGAGCAUUGAAGAUGGGGACAGUUUUGCUUAUGUUCCAUCAGUGAUAAAGAUCCAUUGUUUCCUUAAGUGCUGAAUGAGAGGAGAUGGACCAUGGUAGAGAUGAACCUAAUCCCAACAUUUAAGUUGGGGCAGUUGCUUGAAGAGCAUUAUACUUGGAAGAAGGCAUCAUUUUCCAGCUACCUGGGGUACACUUUCAGACAUUUCUUUUCCUGAAUUUUGAAGCACUUACAUUCAGUGUGGUUACGAUCUGUUUGUAAUAUUAAUCAUUGACUAUUGUUCUGCAACUUGGAUGUUGAUAGUGAAGCAGAGAACAACUUAUCAUUGUUUAUUAUGAGUCACUAUGCACGCAACUAUGCUAAAAAAAGAAACAUGGCAAAAAUGUAUUCAACGCUAGUCCACCUCUAUUUAUGAAAGAUUUUGCAUAAUUUAAUUUGCUUUUGUACAGUUUUAUGUAAAUAAAUUGCUUGUCAUUUUUGUCUCUGCAAAUUAAAAUAUAACAUGUUCAAAUGA
Anolis sagrei ordinatus is the source of this 8444-nucleotide messenger RNA. The record is from RefSeq and is a predicted model, not a curated record. Lineage: Eukaryota; Metazoa; Chordata; Lepidosauria; Squamata; Anolidae.